UCCUGUUCUUUUUAUAGCCGGGCAGCUGAAAUGUGAGGGGUCACAAUGGGAGGAUAAAUACAAGGGCCAGCAGGCUGGAGGGGUGUCGCAGACGAAGGCCGGAUCUUCUUCCUCUCCUCUCUCUUCUCUCAGCUCUCCUCCUAAACUCAAAGAGUCAGGAUGCCUCACGCAUACCCCUUCCUCACUCCUGAGCAGAAGAAGGAGCUCAGCGAUAUUGCUCAGAGGAUUGUCGCUCCCGGCAAGGGAAUCCUCGCCGCAGACGAGUCCACCGGCAGCGUGGCCAAGCGCUUCCAGAGCAUCAAUGCUGAGAACACUGAGGAGAACAGGAGGCUGUACCGCCAGCUCCUCUUCACUGCUGACGACCGCAUCAACCCUUGCAUUGGUGGCGUCAUUCUCUUCCACGAGACCAUGUACCAGAAGACUGACGAUGGCAAGACCUUCCCCCAGUACCUCAAAAACAGAGGCAUGGUGGUGGGCAUCAAGGUCGACAAAGGUGUUGUCCCCCUGGCCGGGACCAACGGCGAGACAACCACCCAGGGUCUCGAUGGACUGUAUGAGCGCUGCGCCCAGUACAAGAAGGAUGGUGCUGACUUUGCCAAGUGGCGCUGUGUGCUGAAGAUCACCCCUACCACUCCCUCAAAACUGGCCAUCCUGGAGAAUGCCAACGUCCUGGCUCGCUAUGCCAGCAUCUGCCAGAUGCACGGCAUCGUCCCCAUCGUUGAGCCUGAGAUUCUUCCUGAUGGUGACCACGACCUGAAACGCUGCCAGUACAUCACUGAGAAGGUCCUGGCCGCUGUUUACAAGGCCUUGUCCGACCACCACGUCUACCUGGAGGGCACCCUGCUCAAGCCCAACAUGGUUACAGCCGGGCACUCCUGCUCACACAAGUACAGCAACCAGGAGAUCGCCAUGGCAACUGUUACCGCCCUGCGCCGCACUGUACCCCCUGCAGUCCCUGGCAUUACCUUCCUCUCUGGUGGCCAGAGUGAGGAGGAAGCCUCUGUCAACCUGAAUGCCAUGAACCAGUGCCCUCUGCACAGGCCCUGGGCCCUGACCUUCUCAUACGGCCGUGCCCUGCAGGCCUCUGCCCUCAAAGCCUGGGGUGGCAAGAAGGAGAAUGGAAAGGCAUGCCAGGAAGAGUUUAUUAAGAGAGCUCUGGCUAACAGCCUGGCCUGCCAGGGUAAAUAUGUUUCCACUGGAAGCAGCGCUGCAGGUGGAGAGUCACUGUUCGUGGCUAACCAUGCGUAUUAAGCAGGGACUCUCACCGUUUCCCUUUCCACCUUCUUCCCACAUUUAUUGCAUCACCACGGAAAAGGCCACGUCUUCUUAGACCCUGCCUGUGAAACUGUCUCUCCACUAUUCAGCAAUUUUACAGCAUCUUGGUAGAAAGCAAAAGAUGGAAAAAAAAAAAAAAAAACUUUUCUUUGAGUUGUUGCUGUAGCUAGGAGAUUCCAAAAAAAUGUUCUGCCUCCAUUCCCUUACCUUUUAUUUGUAAACACCUUUUUUCAGGUGAAGAUUCCCACACUGUUUUUACACAACUUGUAAGAUUCUUUCCUUGAUUCCAGCAAGUGCAGUAUAUAAUUGAUACUGGUACCAUGGAAUAAAACCUUUACCCUA
Molecule: messenger RNA, 1617 nt
Organism: Lates calcarifer (barramundi perch)
Lineage: Eukaryota; Metazoa; Chordata; Actinopteri; Centropomidae
Gene: aldoab
Product: aldolase a, fructose-bisphosphate, b
Exons: 7
Coding region: 160-1251 (363 amino acids)
Biological process (GO): fructose 1,6-bisphosphate metabolic process; glycolytic process
Cellular component (GO): cytosol
Molecular function (GO): fructose-bisphosphate aldolase activity
Source: RefSeq, a predicted model, not a curated record